Fonsecaea erecta is the source of this 2496-nucleotide messenger RNA. RefSeq lists its product as hypothetical. Gene Ontology annotation, cellular component: endosome. The record is from RefSeq and is a predicted model, not a curated record. NCBI's taxonomy places the organism in Eukaryota, Fungi, Ascomycota, Eurotiomycetes, Chaetothyriales, Herpotrichiellaceae. Gene Ontology annotation, molecular function: protein binding. Bases 1 to 2496 code for a protein of 831 amino acids. The transcript has 2 exons.
AUGGCGUCGAAUCUCCUCGAAAUCCCCUUCCGUCGGACUCACUCCGUGGAUCUGUCCUCUGCCAUCAAGCAAUACAUCUCCACCAAAUAUGAACAGUCCCCAGACAUGUUCGCAGAUGACCUGCGAGACAUCGACCGCCUCCGGAACGACGCCAUAAACGUCCGUGAACCCCACGUCAGUGGUGUCAAGCGUCUACAGAUAUAUGCUGCUCAACUGCGGUAUCUCGGCGGAAAGUUUCCUAUUGAUAUUGGCGUCGAUUUCCCGUGGUACCCUGCGAUAGGCUACGAUCGAGACAAGCCCGUGCUCCAGAACAACCUACGGUACGAGCUGGCAAAUAUACUCUUCAAUCUUGCGUCCCUAUACUCACAACUUGCACAUGCGACGAACCGGACGUCGAUCGAUGGGCUCAAAUCUGCUGCCGAAUACAGCAUCGCGGCCGCCGGGACCUUUGCUUUUAUACGGACAGAUAUCCUUCCCGAUAUGCGCUCGACUCCACCGGAGGAUAUGGAUGAUAUAACCUUGGACAGCUUACAACAACUUUGUUUGGCACAAGGGCAGGAAUCGUUCUGGCAGAUAGCCAUCAAGAGGAACAUGUCGGACGGCACGGUAGCAAAGCUCGCAGCAAAGGUCUCCGACUACUAUAUCUGUGCGGCGGAUGCCGCACGCCAGUCCCGGGCUGUGAGCGCGGAAUGGAUACACCAUUUUCAGGCGAAACACCACCAUUUCGCCGCUGCCGCCCAGUUUCGACAAUCUCGAUAUUGUCUACAAAACAAGCAGUAUGGCGAAGAGAUUGCCAGGCUCAAAGAUAGUCUCACCUGCGUCAACGAGGGUCUUCAAGAAGCUCGAUACAUCAAUGCUACGGUGACCGGGGACCUCAAUGGACUCAAGUCCAGGGUCACGGAAGAGCUGAAGAGGGCCGAAAAAGACAACGAUGUGAUCUAUCUGCAACCAACAACGCCCAAAUCCGAGCUCAAGCUUCUGGAUCGAACAAAUAUGGUCGCGGCAAAAACACCAGCAGAUAUUGUAAAUGGCAUUUCUCUGCUGGGUGAAGGAAAACCUUUUGGCAGGCCAUUGUUCGAAAAACUUGUUCCUUAUGCCGUCCAUCAAGCUGCGUCAAUAUACGCCGACCGACGCGACCGCCUUGUCAACCAGUCUAUCAUUGUCGAUCUUGAGGCUAUGACAGCGAGACUGAGAGAAGUUCUGCAGUCGCUCGAUCUACCAGGGUCGUUACAAGCCCUCGAAAAACCACUCGGUUUGCCUGGCAGCCUGGUCUCGAAGGCCGAGGAGCUUCGACAGCAGGACGCGUUGUACAGAAUCAAGAGAUCAAUGGAAGACACGACCAAGUUGAAGACCAAUGAUCUCGCCAUCUAUCAAGAGGGGGUCGCAUUGCUAGAGGCUGAAAAAGCCGAGGAUGAGCGGGCUCGAGCAAAGUACGGCACCGACAGGUGGGCGCGUCCACCCUCUACCACUGCUCUGGCCAAACUAUACCAGACUUCGAACGAGCUCCAGACAUAUCUAAACUCUGCCGCCUCGAGUGACAACUUAGUGCAGGCAAAGUUCCGAGAGAACGAACAUGUACUCAAGAUCUUGACUGGGACGAAUCGUGAUCUGGAACGAUUUGUCCCCUCGUCCAGUCAAGUGACCAUGACACCAGCCAUCGAGCAGGCCGCAUCUCGCCUACGGGCCUGUCUCAAUGAGGUGUCCCGCUUAGAGACUCGACGAAAGAAUCGUAUUGCGGCUCUGAAAGAGAAAGCCAAAUCUGAUGAUAUCGGACCGGCUCUGCUCGCCGAAGCAGCUCGGCUGGAGCGGGAGUAUCCCAUGCAGAAGAUCGAACCAGGUCAGUUCGAGAAGCUAUUCGAAACACGCCUUCAGGUCUAUGAGCCUGAUCGCGAAGCUCUUAUCACGGAACAAGAGGAGCAAGACCAAAUUGUCGCUCGGCUGCGCGAAGCCAACAAAGCAUUCUUAGACGCUCGAAGGGGCGAUACCAGUACCAAGGAUCGCCAAAAGGCUCUACAGACGCUGGACACAGGAUAUGCCAAAUACAAAGAGCUCAUCAAUAACUUGGACACUGGAAGAAAGUUUUACAACGAUCUUGCCGUUCAUGUGACACGUUUCCGAGACAAUUGUAAAACGCAAGUCUCGGAGCGCAGGAUAGAGGCCAGUCAGCUUGAGGCGGAGCUUGCUGGACAGGACAUGGGCAGACUCAAUCUCCAGGAAACACGAAGGGAAUUAAGAAGUCAGAAUACAGCGCCGCAGACGAGAAGCCGUACACAGCAACAGCCACCGGCAGAAACUCAAGAAGCACUGACCGCACCAGUGCCAACACGGAAUCCCCCUCCUGGAGGAGUUAUGCCCUCUACUUCGCCCCUGCCGGUCGGCGUUGCGGGUGGCACGAUUGGUGGUGGUGGAAUAUGGACACCAGACAUGGGUAUCAGGUUUGGUGGAGCGCCAAAUCAACCUGGGCAGGCGGGUUAUCCUGUCCCACGACGACCAUGA